AUGAGUGAAAAAUUGGAAAUUACGGAAAAAAAAAUGUCAAAUCUGACAUCGGUGGCAAUAUUUAUGGUACCGCUGCUAAUUCUAGGCAUGUUUGGCAAUUUGAAUUUGAUUUAUGCAACAUGGAAAUUCAAAGAAUUGCGGAAUCGGAAUAGUUUACUGGUGGCAAUUAUCGCAAUUUUCGACUUUAUGGCAGAACUACAUCUUAGAGGAAAAGAUUUGGAACUUAAAACACUUUCGGAUGAUCGAUCCGAUCGUAGCACCAUUGAACAAAACAUAUUCGAUCGCCGAGUGAUCGAAGCAUAUUUUGUAGAUAAGCGAAGUACAUGA
Loa loa (African eye worm) is the source of this 327-nucleotide messenger RNA. RefSeq lists its product as hypothetical. The transcript is spliced from 4 exons. The record is from RefSeq and is a predicted model, not a curated record. Lineage: Eukaryota; Metazoa; Nematoda; Chromadorea; Rhabditida; Onchocercidae. The coding region runs from base 1 to 327 and encodes 108 amino acids.